This is a messenger RNA of Hyposmocoma kahamanoa, 1266 nucleotides long. Its product is annotated as neuroguidin. Bases 183 to 1076 code for a protein of 297 amino acids. Gene Ontology annotation, biological process: maturation of SSU-rRNA from tricistronic rRNA transcript (SSU-rRNA, 5.8S rRNA, LSU-rRNA). The record is from RefSeq and is a predicted model, not a curated record. The transcript has 2 exons. Gene Ontology annotation, cellular component: nucleolus; small-subunit processome. Lineage: Eukaryota; Metazoa; Arthropoda; Insecta; Lepidoptera; Cosmopterigidae.
ACUAUAAGACGCCGCCGUGUUGACGGCAACGUACAUUGUUGCGCGAAUUUUUACUUUUGUUUAUUUUAUUGUUGUGCGGGUCUAUCAAUUUUUAAAUGUAAUGUAACUAAACCUUACAUUAGAUAAUCUCAUAUUUAUUUAUGAAUUUAAAUUGAACUGAAAGAGAAGAUAAUAUUGACAAGAUGGUUCAGGCUGUAGACGAAGUGGAGCAGCCUGAUCUGACGCAAGCAAUAAAAUUGCUAAAGGAAAUGAACUCGAAUGUGCAACAAGUCUCCCAGCUCGUAGACAACAUGGUGACGCGUGUGAAAAGCGGCGAAAUGUCCACUGACAAGGGACUAAGCUUCUUGGAAAUGAAAUAUCAAAUGCUCCUAAGUUAUUUAAUCAACUUAACCUAUAUUGUACUUAGAAAAUGUUCAGGAGAAAGAAUAGAAUCCGAUCCAUCAAUCGACAGACUCAUUGAAAUCCGAACUGUCCUGGAGAAAAUAAGGCCAAUUGACUCUAAGCUUAAAUACCAAAUUGACAAACUUGUUAAAACGGCAGUUGUGGGGUCUACUACUGAUGAUGACCCGCAGUCUUUCCAUGCUAACCCUGACAAUCUAGUGAGUAAGAUUGGUGGGGCCGAAGAAGACUCCAGUGACGCUUCAGAAGUAGGUGAUGAAGGUGAAGAAAAAUCAACGAAAUCAAACAUCUAUGUGCCCCCUAAAUUGGCAGCGGUACACUUUGAUGAAUCAACUUCGAGAGUAGAUAGUGAAAAGAAAAAUAAAGAGCGCAUGAAGAAGCAAUUAUUGAAUUCAAGUGUAAUGCGCGAACUUCGUGAGGAAUAUUCUGAAGCCCCAUUAGAAGUAAGCAGUGGAAACCAUGUGAAACACUCAAUAUCAAAGUUGGAACAGGAGAGGACAGAAUAUGAAGAAAAUUAUUUGACCCGUUUGCCUGUCACUAAAGCAGAAAAGAAUAGAAGAAGAAAGAUGACAACAGUCGGCAUGAUAGCAGAUGAAAUUACAGGACGUAGUACGGCUCGUAAACAUAAAAUGAAGUCUAAAAAGGGCAAAGGCUUUAAGAGAAGGCGUACCCAUUAACUUACUUUGCCCAUGAUAAAUUUUUUGUAUACAAGGUAAGUUACCAUCGGCAUUGAAUUGAUCUGAACAAACUAACCAAAAAUAUGUACACAAAUAUCUCCAAAGUGCUCAAUAUCAACUAGAUUUUUACUUUCCCAUAUUUUAAUUUGGAAAUUGAUGUUGAAUAUAUCGAGUUCUAAGGUUUUCGUGA